GCUCAUGAAAAUGUAGAUACCAGGUACUCUCCCUUUUUCUUUCAAAGACAUUUUCGCUCUAAAUUCAUACGGUACAACCUAACGUUAGUUAGAUUUUUCCUGUUCGAAGUCUACUUUGGAAACGCUGCGGUGUCGCUGCUGAGCGGAACUAGGCUUUCGUUUCCCCGUUUCCUGUCGGAUCGUUCCUGAGCGUGACACGUUAAAAUGGCGGAGCGGGAAGAAGCGGUGAGGGGAUUCGUCGCUGUAACUGAUGUUGAUGAAGAGAGGGCCCGUUUCUUCCUCGAGUCAGCCGGCUGGGACCUACAGCUUGCUUUAGCUAAUUUCUUUGAAGAUGGAGGAGAUGAUGAUAUUGCCACCCUCCCUCAGCCAGAGUCUGGCUCUGUUAGUCGAUCCACGGGGCCAAGUGCACACAGAGUGACAUCCUUUAGAGAUCUUAUGCAUGAGGAUGAAGAUGACAGUGGUGAAGAGGAAGGCCAGAGGUUCUUUGCCGGGGGCUCAGAACGCAGUGGGCAGCAGAUUGUUGGCCCUCCCAAAAAGAAGAGCUCAAAUGAGCUGGUUGAGGACUUGUUUAAAGGUGCUAAGGAGCAUGGGGCGGUUCCUGUUGACAAACCAGGCAAGGGACCUGGAGAAUCCAGCAAAUCCAGCAAGCCGUUUGGGGGUGGUGGUUAUCGAUUGGGUGCAGCCCCAGAGGAAGAGUCUGCUUAUGUGGCUGGAGAGAGGAGACAGUUCAGCAGUGCGCAAGAUGUGCAUGUGGUGCUGAAGCUGUGGAAGACUGGCUUUAGUCUUGAUGACGGAGAGCUGAGGAACUACAGUGAUCCUGGGAACGCUCUCUUCCUGGAGUCGAUCCGCAGAGGGGAGAUUCCUCUGGAAUUGAGACAGCGUUUCCGGGGUGGACAGGUAAACCUAGACAUGGAGGACCACCGGGAUGAAGAUUUUUCCAAACCCAAACUUGUUUUCAAGGCCUUUGCUGGAGAAGGACAGAAACUUGGCAGUGCCACUCCAGAGUUGGUGUCGCUCCAGGGAAGCCAGCAGGACCAGGCCGCCAGCGAAGCUGAGGCUAGUGCUUCCAUCAGUGUGGACAGCUCUCAACCUGUCACUAGCAUCCAGAUCAGACUGGCCGACGGAGGCCGGCUGGUGCAGAAGUUUAACCACACCCACAGGGUGUCUGAUGUGCGUCAGUUUGUGGCCAGCGCUCGCCCGGCUUUAGCUGGCACCGAGUUCGUUCUCAUGACAACUUUCCCAAACAAGGAGCUGACGGACGAGAGCCAGACGCUGAAGGAAGCCAACCUGCUGAACGCCGUCAUUGUGCAGCGGCUAAAGUGACCAGUGACCUGGCUUUAUUAAAGCACUCUGGAGCUGGAGUUACCGGGACUGAAAGGACUUCUAAUUACUUAAUUUUGUUUUCUUUAGUGAUAUGUUAUUCCUCUGUGACAGUUUUGGGGUGGUGGGUGUUUCUGAUAAAGCAAAACGGAGAUGAAGGGGAAAAAAAUCACACUGUGAUACAGUUAAAGAGAGGGAGAGUGGAACCGAAGAGAAGAACUAACAAGUUUUACGGUUUUAGAAUAACUGCUGAACACAUUCAGAUUUGAAAUAAAGAGCUUUCUGAAAAGUUUUGACAUCCUUUUACCUCGGUGUCUAUCUUGCAGCUUUAUGCUGCUUUGCUUUACCUCCUCCUCAGUUUUAUUCCUCGUUCUGUGAUUCGUCUCUUAACAUUUCUCAGAACUGUCAUUAAAACUAAAGUAGCCUUAUAUUCUAUCCCCAUGACCAAGAUCAACCUCAACUGUCAAUGAUCAAAACUUUUUUUUUUUUUUUUUUUUUAUAAAACAAUCUAUCUUUUAUGACAUUUUGAGGCUUUAUUUUGUUAUUUAGGUUGUCACACUAUAUUGAUUUUUUUUUAUUAUUAUUAUAUGUUGCCUGGUUAUUAGAGUGAAAUGAUGAAUUGGUUGCUUAAGAGCCAACUUCAAUUUUGGACACUGCUGCUGGUGAACAUAUCAGUGGCCUUCUUGUAUUCUAUGCAGAAGCUGACUAUAAUUCUGGAGAUAUUGUGUGAUUGUGAGCUGUGGUGAACCUGAUAUUAAACCCCUUUGUCUGUCACUGGAGAGCGCUUUAUUUUUCGGAGCGUUUGAGAGCAUGUCACCACCAGGUGCUGAUAUCCUAGCGUGCGUCCCCCCCACCCUCAAUAAAAGAGACCUUUGCAUGUCA
Messenger RNA from Onychostoma macrolepis, 2202 nucleotides. RefSeq names its product NSFL1 (p97) cofactor (p47) (gene nsfl1c). The coding region runs from base 205 to 1323 and encodes 372 amino acids. Lineage: Eukaryota; Metazoa; Chordata; Actinopteri; Cypriniformes; Cyprinidae. Gene Ontology annotation, biological process: membrane fusion; nuclear membrane reassembly; Golgi organization. Gene Ontology annotation, cellular component: cytosol; nucleus. The record is from RefSeq and is a predicted model, not a curated record. The transcript is spliced from 10 exons. Gene Ontology annotation, molecular function: ubiquitin binding.